AGCUCUAGUUCAGCUUUUCAGUCAUUGUAUACUCCUAGUCUAAACCCUUUUUUUAGCUAUUUACUUUUAUCUUUAUUUUAUACCGAGAAAGAAUAAAAAUUUUCAAUUAAAAAAAUUAAUUAUUAUCAACGCAUUAUUAAAAAUUUAAUGUUAAGUAAAUUUAAUCAAGAACAAAACUGUGGAAUAAUUAGAUGACGUGCAAUUGACAGUGACGUGAAUUUAAUGCGUGGUUGUCAGUGCAAGUGAUAAGAUUCUUUUAUAUGUUAGAAACAUGAACAAAAUUCAUUUUUUUAAUAGAUAGAACAGAUUGAAAACGAAGGAAUUAUGUGGUCAUUAUUUUCUCGAGAUCCUACGAAGGAUUUUCCUUAUGAAAUAGGAGAAAUCGUUGAUGGUUUAGAUGGUAAAUCUAUUUGGACUCUGUACAGAGCUAAGAAAAAGGGCUCUUCAGGAGAUGAUGUGUCUGUAUUUGUCUUUGACAUUAAAGCUGGUGGUGAAGUUCAACUAGAAAUAGCACGAAAUGCAGUGAAAAGAUUAAAAACUCUUAGACAUCCAAGUAUUCUUACUUAUGUUGAUAGCCUUGAGACUGACAAAGUUAUUUACUUGGCAACAGAGAGAGUUGAACCUUUACACAGUAAAUUAUUAAAAAAAAUUGACAUUGGCGAGGGUCUAAAAAAAGAAUUAUAUUUUUCUUGGGGAAUUUUUCAAAUAACUAGAGCUCUCAGUUUUUUAAAUAAUGAUGGAAAUUUGAGACAUAAUAAUGUAAAUUUGUACUCGGUGUUUGUGAAUGAGGAAAGUGGAGAAUGGAAAUUAGGCUGUGUAGAAUAUAUGAGUACGAUUGAUGCACCGUAUACACUACUGCCACAUACUUUGCAAGCCUACAUACCUCCAGAAGCUAGAGAGAAUGCAAAACCAACAUCCAAAUGCUCAAUCGAUAUGUGGGGUCUGGGCUGUCUCAUCUGGGAGGCUUUCAAUGGACCUUUGGGACAAAGAGCCAACCUCAAAGCCAUGGAACAGAUUCCAAAGCAGCUUUUAAUAGUCUAUAAAGAACUAACAAGCAUAAACCCUGACGGAAGACCAAACCCAGCAGAUGUGAUAGCAAGGUGCCGUAGCAAUGGUGGAUUUUUCAAAAAUGAUCUUGUUGAUGCUUUGCUCUUUCUUGAAGAGAUACAAAUGAAAGAGAAGGGUGAAAAAGGACGAUUCUUUUCUCAAUUAGCUGGUCAAUUGGAUAGUUUUCCUGAAGGAGUUGGCAGAUAUAAAAUUUUGCCUCAAUUAUUGGCAGCUUUUGAAUUUGGAGAUGCAGGUAGUGCUGUCUUACCACCUCUAUUACAAUUAGGAAAUCAAUUACCUGACGCCGAAUAUCAAAGAAGGGUUGUGCCCUGCGUUGUAAAAUUAUUUGCUUCAAAUGAUCGAGCAACUAGAUUGCGUCUUUUACAACAACUCGAUAGAUUUGUUAGUCACCUUCAGCCUUCUACUGUCAACGAUGCGAUUUUUCCUCAGGUAGCUCGUGGUUUUCUUGAUACCAAUCCUGCAGUUCGAGAACAAACAAUCAAAUCAAUCAUUCAUCUAGCACCAAAGUUAGAUUACAAUAAUUUGAAUGUCGAAACAUUGCGGUAUUUUGCUAAACUUCAAUCGUCUGAUGAACAAGGUGGAAUAAGAACGAAUACAACUAUAUGCUUAGGAAAAAUAGCUCAACAUCUUCAUCCCCAAAUUAGGCAAAAAGUGUUAAUAGGAGCAUUCAUUCGAGGUACCCGAGAUCCUUUUCCACCCGCUAGAAGUGCUAGUGUAUCGGCACUCGCAAUCACACAACAAUACUAUUUAUUACAAGAAGUUGCAAAUCGUAUUCUACCAGCUUUGUGUCCUCUUACAACUGAUCCAGACAAAAGUGUACGUGAUAAUGCUUUUCGAACAAUACGAGGAUUCUUGACUAAACUAGAAAGAGUCUCUGAAGAUCCUGGUUUACGAGAAACAAUGGAGGCUGAUGUGAAUACAGCAACACCAAGUCUAAGUAAUGCAGCAGCAACGUGGGCUGGUUGGGCUGUUACAACAAUGACUGCUAAAUUUUAUCGAAGUCAAUCAGAUACUCCCAAGUCUUCCAAUCCUCAAACUACGUCUCGAAUUUUACUUAAUAAACCGGCAUCAUUGGAACAAGCAAGUAGCUCACAAAGUAGUGCUAGUACAACUGCAACAACAAGCAGUGCGACAAGUAUGACUUCAUUAGAUCCUGAUCAUGAUCAUGAUUCUCAGAAUACUGCUAAUACCCAUUCUGAUUGUGAUUGGGAUUGGGAUGCUGAUAAUUGGGGAGAUAUGGAACAACAGCCGUCAUCAACAACAACAACUUCGACAAGUACUGUCACUCCAUCUGCUACCACACCAAAACAAAAUGAUCAUUGGGCCAGCUUGGAAGAAGAACCGGAGGAAGAAGCAACAGAAAAUAUUGGAGAUAAGAAUGAGGGUUCCGAAAGUGGCUGGGACGAUCAAGAAUUUCAAGUUCUUGAAGAAUUUCAAUCGAUCGAACGAUCUGGAGUGAGUGGAUCAAAUAAAUUUGAAGAAGCUCGAAAAAAACGAGAAGAACGUAAGUUAGCUCGACAAAAACAAAUGGAAGCCAAAAGAGCAGCAAAGCUAAGAACCAGUCCUCCUGCCAAGAAAGUUUAAUGUAUAAAUGUUAAUUAAUUAAAAAAUGAACUAAUCAAAGCCAUUUUUAAUUAAUUAUUGUAUAAUAAAUCUUGAUAUAGAACUAAAUAUGAAAUAAAAAUUUCAAUAACUACAUAUCUAAAUAUGUUUUAUAUUAUAAAUUGAUUUAUUAUGUUAAGUACUUUCUAUUGUAUUCAUUCAUGAAAAUAUUUUACAAAUAUUUCAAUUAAUUAUUAGUUAUAUAAUAAUAUACACAUCAAGAAAAUAU
Molecule: messenger RNA, 2899 nt
Organism: Chelonus insularis
Lineage: Eukaryota; Metazoa; Arthropoda; Insecta; Hymenoptera; Braconidae
Gene: yata
Product: N-terminal kinase-like protein yata
Exons: 12
Coding region: 325-2652 (775 amino acids)
Biological process (GO): protein phosphorylation
Molecular function (GO): protein kinase activity; ATP binding; protein binding
Source: RefSeq, a predicted model, not a curated record